AGCUGCCACGGCCCGGCUGCCCGCGGAGAACGGGGACAGCCCGGAGCGCCGGCGGCACCGGGACAACCGGGCUCCCCAGGGCCCGGAGGAGCGGGACGAGCGGCACCGGGACGGCCGUCGGGGAGCACGUGCGGCGGAUAGGGGCAGCGCCGGGGCUGAGCUCCGGGAUGGAACCGACCCCGCCUCCCCCCUCCGAGAGCCCUCCGGGGCGGGGAGGAGGGCGGGGGGGUCCGGCUGCCCGCGGCAUCACCCGCCCCCGCCGGAGGCAGGAUGGAGGCACGGGGGGCCGGGGGCGGCCGCAGCCCCGGCCCCGUGAGGAGGCGUCAGGCGCGGGAGCUCCGGUCCCGGCUUCGUAUAAAUGGGGGUCGUCAGAGGCGGCGUGUCAGCAGCGCUCUCGGCCCAGCCGCAGCCAGAGCCGGAGCGCGAAGCCGGGCUGGGGCCGGCCCGCAGCGGAGUGCGGCUAGACGGCGGCGCGGGCAGGGAAGCGGCACCGGCACGAUGGGCGGCGGCGGCCCCCGGCGGCCCGGCGCGCUGCCGCUGCUGGCUCUGCUGGCUCUGCUGGCUGCGCAGGGCGGAGCGGCCCCGCUGCAGCCCGGCGGCUCCCCAGCGCUCACCAAGAUCUACCCCCGCGGCAGUCACUGGGCUGUGGGGCACUUAAUGGGGAAAAAGAGCACUGGGGAUUUUCCUUAUGCUUAUGAAGAAGAAAACAAGAUCCCAUUUUCAGCCUCACCUGAAAAUAUCAAGCAGCUGGAUGACUAUCUGCAGCGGGAAGAAAUGUCCAAACAUUUGCUACAGCUGCUGGAAGGGAAUGAAAAUAAAAGUUCUCACUUCUCAAAAGGAGGGCUUCCCUGGCACGCCAGGAACUCCUGGGAGACAGAUGACAGCAGCAGCUGGAAAGAUAUGAUGGAGAAUUUGCUCCAAGUUGUGAAUAUGAAGGAGAGCACUCCGAGCUGAAAGGAAGUCUCUAAACCCGAAGAAUUGGAACACUUUCCAUAAGAGACUAUGUUUCACAACCACUUGAUUGUUAUCAGAUAAUCAGCAAGGUUUCCUUUCUGUAAACAAGAUUUCCGUUGUGUAAGAGACCUAAAUACACGUAUUCUUGUAUGUUUCGGCAAAGA
Molecule: messenger RNA, 1118 nt
Organism: Tympanuchus pallidicinctus (lesser prairie-chicken)
Lineage: Eukaryota; Metazoa; Chordata; Aves; Galliformes; Phasianidae
Gene: GRP
Product: gastrin releasing peptide
Exons: 3
Coding region: 271-954 (227 amino acids)
Biological process (GO): neuropeptide signaling pathway
Molecular function (GO): neuropeptide hormone activity
Source: RefSeq, a predicted model, not a curated record